Molecule: messenger RNA, 7376 nt
Organism: Passer montanus (Eurasian tree sparrow)
Lineage: Eukaryota; Metazoa; Chordata; Aves; Passeriformes; Passeridae
Gene: RASAL2
Product: RAS protein activator like 2
Exons: 19
Coding region: 270-4454 (1394 amino acids)
Biological process (GO): regulation of GTPase activity
Source: RefSeq, a predicted model, not a curated record
CCAGGAAGCGAUAGCAAGCUCAGCAAGGCUUCAUCUGCUGUUAGAAGUUGGUGUGCUACAGGUGAGGGCACCUCCUUCUUGUGGAGAUGUAGGAAUACCUGGUUCUGGGAUUGGUGCUCAAGGUCUUCAGGAAGAGCCUCUGCUGUUUUGCAGUUCACAGCCAUGAACAAAGUAACUGGAGAUGUAAAAUGGUGAGUGAGGAACUACAGCUACGUGACUACUAAGCAACGAGGAAUGUAAGUGAAGCGCUGGAAGCCAAAGGGUGGAAAAUGAGUGCUUUCAAAAAGCAUCAUAGUCUUUCUCCCAGGACCUUCAGAAGAUCUUUGUCAGAACAAGAUGCUGGCCCAGCUGCCUUGAAGGACUACCACUGGUACCACCAAAUGAAAAGCAAGAAGUUGAAUAAACAGAUGAGUUUUGACUCAGAGAAAACUCUUGGAGCGUACAGGUGGCCAACACAUCCUUGGCCUCCCUGGAGGGUGAGCAGAAGAGCGGGCUCCUCCGGUUCGAAAGGGGAAUGCAGUGACCCACAUCUUGGUAAAAGUUCUGCGAGCAUGGAUGCCGACAGUCUCCAGGAAGACCCCCGUGAGCCGCUGUUCCCGACGAGGAGCCGGCCGUCGCGCGUUCCCUUCAGCCGCUCGCUGUCCGAGCCCGCGCGGCCGGCCCUGCAGGCCGAGCAGCAGGGCUUCUUCAUCCACAGCAUCUUCUCCUCGCUCUCCAGCGGCUUUGCAAAGAUCGUCAGCUGGAAAGGGGAGCCUGUCAGCGAGUCCAUAGCUGAAGGGAAAACAGAGGACAAUCAAAGUGUUGUGAGUGCAGAUGUGAAAGGACCACCCACCCACAGACUGUCCUGUGGCCAGUCCCCCUACACUGAGAUGACAACAUGGGAGAGGAAAUACUGCAUCCUGACAGACAGCCAGCUGGUGCUGCUCAACAGGGAGAAGGAGGUGCCCGCAGAAGGGAUCCCGGAGCCGCAGGAUGCCUCCCGCGGGCGCUGCCUGCGCCGCACGGUCAGCGUGCCCUCCGAGGGCCAGUUCCCCGAGUACCCGGCAGAGGGGGCCGCCCAGCUAGAGGUCCCAGCAGAGAGAUCUCCUCGCAGACGGAGCAUCUCGGGGACCAGCACCUCUGAGAAAACCAACUCCAUGGAUGUUCCGAACACUUCUCCUUUCAGAGUACCAGGCUUCUUCAGUAAGCGCCUGAAAGGAUCCAUCAAGAGGACAAAGAGUCAAUCCAAACUGGACAGGAAUAUAAGCUUCCGACUGCCCUCUCCCAACAGUUCUGAGGACAGACCACGUGAGCUGCCCAAGCUGAAGGAGUCCCGUUCCCAUGAGUCUUUACUGAACCAAGCCAGCACCAUAGAGACUCUGGACUUUGCAGCAGAAGAAGCAGUCUUUGUCAAACCACUUCACAACAGUAUCCUUGGACGAGACUUCUGCUUUGAGGUAACCUACUCCAAGGGCAGUAAAUGCUUCAGUUGUUCCUCUGCAGCAGAGAGGGACUGGUGGAUGGAAAACAUACGCAGACUAUCGCAGCCAAUGAAGGACAAUUGCCGUCGAGCUGAGAACGUGCUUCGCCUCUGGAUCAUAGAGGCCAAGGACCUGACCCCAAAGAAGAAAUACUUCUGUGAGCUGUGCCUUGAUGACACCCUCUUUGCCCGCACCACCAGCAAAGCAAAAGCAGAUAACAUUUUCUGGGGGGAGCACUUUGAGUUCUACAGCCUCCCACACAUCCAGAGCAUCACGGUUCACAUCUACAAGGACGUGGAGAAGAAGAAGAAAAAGGACAAGAACAAUUACGUAGGGCUGGUCAACAUCCCCACGGCCAGCGUGACCGGCCGCCAGUUUGUGGAGAAAUGGUACCCAGUCAGCACCCCUACAGCCAGCAAAGGCAAGGCUGGGGGCCCUUCCAUCCGCAUCAAAUCCCGCUACCAGACCAUCACCAUCCUGCCCAUGGAGCAGUACAAAGAGUUUGGGGAGUAUGUUACCAGCAAUUACGCCCUGCUGUGCUCCGUGCUGGAGCCUGUGAUCAGCGUGAAGAACAAGGAAGAGAUGGCUUCUGCCUUGGUGCACAUUCUUCAGAGCACUGGGAGAGCCAAGGACUUCUUGACAGAUUUGGUGAUGGCUGAGGUCGAUCGUUGUGCAGAACAUGAUGUCUUGAUCUUCAGGGAGAACACCCUUGCUACCAAAGCUAUUGAGGAAUACCUCAAGCUGGUAGGACAGAAGUACCUCCAGGAUGCACUGGGGGAGUUUAUCAAGGCUGUGUAUGAGUCGGAUGAAAACUGUGAAGCAGAUCCCAGCAGGUGCUCACAGAGUGAGUUAGCAGAUCAUCAGUGCAACCUGAAAAUGUGCUGUGAGCUGGUCUUCUGCAAGAUUAUCAAUUCUUACUGCGUGUUCCCCCGCGAGCUGAAGGAGGUGUUUGCAUCUUGGAAGCAGCAGUGCCUGAACAGGGGCAAGCAGGACAUCAGUGAACGGCUGAUCAGCGCCUCUCUCUUCCUGCGCUUCCUGUGCCCUGCCAUCAUGUCCCCCAGCCUCUUCAACCUGAUGCAGGAGUACCCUGACGACCAGACCUCCCGCACGCUCACCCUCAUCGCCAAGGUCAUCCAGAACCUCGCCAACUUCGCCAAGUUUGGUAUUAAGGAAGAGUACAUGGCCUUCAUGAAUGAAUUCUUGGAGCAUGAGUGGGGAGGAAUGCAGCGUUUUCUGAGGGAGCUCUCUAACCCAGAUACCAUCUCCAACAUGCCUGGAUACGACGGCUACAUCGACCUGGGCAAAGAGCUCUCGGUGCUGCAUUCCCUCCUCUGGGAGGUGGUGUCCCAGCUUGAUAAGGGUGAAAAUUCCUUCCUACAGGCAACCGUGGCAAAACUGGGACCUCUCCCCCGUAUUCUUGCGGAUAUCACAAAAUCCAUGAGCAGCCCCACACCCACGCAGCAGCAGCUGAAGCGUUUCACGGAGCACAGCUCCAGCCCAAACGUCGCUGGAAGUCUCUCCUCGGGACUUCAGAAGAUAACUGAGGACCCCAGCGAUGGUGACAUAAACAAGAUGAAGUCUCCAACCCAGGAAAAUGUAGAUGGACAUUUUAGGGGCAAGACCUUACUGCUGGUUCAGCAGGCAUCCACCCAGAGCAUGACGUGCUCGGAUAAGGAUGAGAAGGUAAGUGUCUUGCCCAACGGCCGUAGCAUCUCCCUCAUGGACCUGCAGGACCCCCACACAGCUCACAGCGACGCCACUUCCAUGAUGCACGACGUGCCUUUGCGCCUGGCGGGCAGCCAGCUCUCCGUCACCCAGGUGGCCAACAUCAAACAGCUGUGGGACACCCAGAGCACCCCCCAGAGCGCUCCCCAGGUCCGGAGGCCGCUGCACCCGGCGUGGAACCAACAGGGCAGCCUCCGGCCCCUCUCAUUCCAAAAUCCGGUUUACCAGCUCAACAACCCGAGCCCCCCCACGGCCAAGGCCUCCGUGGACUCCAGCCCGGAGAACCUGAGCACCGCCAGCUCCCGGAGCCGCAGCAACAGUGAGGACUUCAAGCCCAGCGGGCGCAGCAACAGCAGCCUGGAGGACUCGGCCAAGCGCAGCUCGCAGAGCGAGGACUCGGCGCGGCGCCCCGACAAGCACGUGCCGGUGGUGCUGCCACGGCAGAACAGCAGCAGCCAGGCGCAGAUCCGCAAGAUGGACCAAGCCGUGCUGGGCACCAGGGCCAAAACGCUGCACACGCUGACGCACAGCCCGUCCCUGCGCAGCACGGGCAGCGCGUCCGCCGCCUCGGGGGCCGUGGAGCCCGUGCAGAACGGGAACCGCUCCCGGCACCAGUCCUCGUCCUCCAGGGAGAGCCCCGUCCCCAAGGUGCGCGCGAUUCAGCGGCAGCAGACGCAGCAGGUGCAGUCACCAGUGGACUCGGCCACGCUGUCCCCGGUGGAGAGGACGGCGGCGUGGGUGUUCAACAACGGCCAGUACGAGGACACCAAGAAGGACAUGACUCAGAACCUGGACGAAGUCAAGCAUGCUGAGAAGUACGAGCAGGAGAUCGCCAAGCUGAAGGAGCGCCUGCGCGUGUCCAGCCGCCGGCUGGAGGAGUACGAGCGGCGGCUCCUGGUGCAGGAGCAGCAGAUGCAGAAGCUGCUCACAGACUACAAAUCCCGGCUGGAAGACAGUGAGGACAGGCUGCGCAGGCAGCAGGAGGAGAAGGACAGCCAGAUGAAAAGUAUCAUCAGCAGACUCAUGGCUGUUGAAGAGGAGCUGAAAAAGGAUCACGCUGAGAUGCAAGCAGUCAUUGAUGCAAAGCAGAAAAUCAUUGAUGCACAGGUCAUAAAUGGGGAUGAGAUAAUUCCAACAGGAGAAGCGGAUCGUGUUCCUGGACUCGGCCAACACGCGCCUGAUGAGUGCCCUGACGCAGGUAAAGGAGCGCUACACCAUGCACGUCCGGAAUGGCAACCCUCCCAAGCUUUCCAUCACGGAGAAUGGUGAAUUUAAGAACAGCAGUUUCUAAUUCUGCAGGUGCUGCCAGCCACCUCCGUGGAAGAGCAAGACGGAGCAGAGCCAAGACCCCUCACCGUCACUGAUUGUUGCACAUAGUUCUUCUGUAAAAGGAAAAUUGUAUUGUUUGAAGAUUGUAUUGUUUGAAGAUUGUUCUAAAAUUGUUUUAGAGUUGUAUUUUAAAAUUGUAUUUUAAAUUGUUUUAAGAUAGUAUUGUACAUUCAAUAAAGUUGAAAAAGCAGCUCCGAAGGGUGGGCUUUAAUUCCCCACUCAGGGCCAGGAGAACCAGGUUCCCCGGAAUAAGUCCUUGUGGAUCACUGUGUAAAUAGAGGGAGCUCUUGGGUUGUGUACAGAAAAUGCCAAUGUAAUAUACCAAAAGGAAGUGAAUACUGUAGAUUUUUUAAUUAUUGCUAUUUUUUUUAUUAUUAUUAUUAUUAUGUUGUUGUUGUUGUUAUUGUUGUUGUUGUUUUUCUCUUGUUGAAAGCACUGCAGUCCUGGGAGGAGGAAGAGGGGGGUGUGUGUGCGUGUGUGUUGUGGGUGAGAGACGUGAGCAGCGGGUGACCCGAGGCAGCAACUGGCUGAUCAAAGGACAUGAAUGGAGUGAAAUGAAUUCCAUAGGAAAACUCACCAGCUGGGUUUAUUCCCCUCUUCCCCAGCUGGUCUUUAGCUGAAUGCAAACUUGAUAGCAAACGUUUUAGCAAGAGAACUGGCUCUUGCUGUGUCCUGUACCUACUUCUGAUAGGACUCUGUCAUAAAACAGUCUGUCUGAAGAAGGUACAAAGUGGGAGCAGCAAGCUGGAUUCCUGGAAUUUGCACAGUCAGGCUUCCUGUCAGACAGAGGGAAUCUGCAGGAUUUUGUGGUAGGAUUCUUUCUUUUGUACCCCAGUUCUGAUGCAGUUUUAUAUUUUCUUCUGUUUGGAGGAUUUACAGACCUGUAAAUACUUUUUAGACGAUUUCUAGCCGAUGCCCACUGUACACCCCCUGCAGAGGCACCCUGAAUUCCCUCUCUGCUCUCCAUCAGGAACAGACAGGUUAAUCCUCUUGGGAAAGGGCUAACCAAAGGGUGCCCAUGCCCAGCACAGGAAAUUCCAUAUGCAAAAGUCCCUUUUUCUAGAGGAUUUCUGUAUUUUAAUGCUUGCUUAUUUUCACUAUUUCAGCCACUUGCUUAGCCAGCGUAGUUCCAAUGAAAGGUGCUUUCUUCACUGUUGUUGAAAGAUCUUCCAUUUCUGCUGAAAUUUUCGUUUUUCUGGAUAACUUAAAGGGAUACUGCAGUUUUUUCUGGAGUUUUGACUAAGUUUUUGUCUCCAGUUCCUUUCAGUUGUGUUUCAUAGAAGCAUGAUUCCAGACUGUGUGUGAAUGGGAUAUCGCUCCAAAGUGACCUUCUCCUGGGAGACAGUGACAUUCACAACCUGUAACAGACGAACAGCAAAUGGCUUGGUAUUGUCAAUUCUCAUCGUUUCAUCAAGUGCCACAAUAUUUAAUCUGAGAGAGGGUUGGCUUUUUUUUUUAAUAUCAGAUUCUGGAGUCAAGUGUGAAUUUUUACUUCCAGCUUUUGCUGUGCAUUUCUAGCCCUCAAACCCUCACAGUAAAUGAAAGUAUUGCAGCAUUGAUUGAAAUUGUUAAUUACAGAAACAUACUGAUAACAGUGAGUGUGAUUAACCAUUCACAGAUGUUGUGGAAAUUGGAAAAGUUUACUUCAAUUUGAGACAAAACCUUGAGAGGCAUCUCAGUGUGGGAUCGUCUCAUGAAAAAUGCAGGAGUGUCUAAGCCAGUUCCCUGCACAUGAAUUACUGGCAAUACCAAGACCCAAACCUGGUGUCUGUUGCCAAAUUUGCCUGGUUUUUGGAAAUAAAUUCACCCCAGCCCUGUGGCUGAUGCAGGAGGUGGCAGAGCAGUGUGUGUGCUCUGGUGUCACGAUGCUCAAGCUGCCAUCACCACCCCUGUGUGUUCUGUGCAUCAGUGCAGGCUGUGUGUGCAUCAAUCCUAGCCAGGCCUUCUGGAGCACAGCAGUGAGCUGGGAUUUGGGAUUAAUGCUUGGCUCUUUGGGAUCUGAGCUGCUCUGGCUGCUCGGCCAGGACUCGGUGCUGCUGGCACUGACACACCUGGGGUUGUGCUCUGCAUUGGCUCAGCAGUGGUUACUUUUCCAUACUUUCCAAACCGUCUUCCAGCUCUAGAUCCUUGCUGACCUCUGAUAUUUUAUUCCUCAAACUGUGCCUUUGAGUUUCUCCUUUCUCCCUUCAGGCAUCACAGCCGUAGCAAUUUGUCCAGUUUGUGUUGAGCUGUCACGUGAGGGCCUCUUUUACACAACCCUUUUUGUGGGCUCUUUCUGUGGGAUCUGCAUGUCCCUGUAGCCAUGUGCUGUAAUUGCACAGCUGUAGCAUGGGGGAACGUGUUCCCAUCCCUGUUGGCAUGGGCAUGUGAACUGCUCCCUUGUGGCCCGUGCAGGUGAUGUGGGUGUGCUGUGAGCGAGGUGUGAGUGAGCGCCCGUGGGGCUGCACUGACAGGACACAGCAGAAGCACAUGUGGUCUUCUAGGAGAGUUAUUCCAGCAUUAUUUUGGGAAGCACCUUUCCCCAGAGCUCCCCAGUGCUCUGGUAAUGUCAGAGGUUGCUGGCUGACCUGUGUGGUUUGAUGCUGAGGUGUCCACUUUGGUUUCUGCAAUAGGGGCAGCAUUUCAGCCUGAAUUUUUAGAGUGGGAAUAAUCCAGGCCCCAGUAUUGGUGAGGUCUUUGGUAGUGCAUCAUUGCAAUACUGUACCUUCUCCUGUGUGUUUCUCAAGCUUGUAGGAAAAAGCAGUGGCUCUCUCAGAGCCUGACCCCUCUCUGUGGUCUCACAGCUCGUUUCUCUGCCUUUCCACUUUCUCCCCUUAGGUGCCAGGCGUGCUCCUCUAGCUCUGCCACCGAGGGCAGAGCUGC